Iphiclides podalirius (scarce swallowtail) is the source of this 282-nucleotide messenger RNA. The record is from the annotation of a GenBank genome assembly. NCBI's taxonomy places the organism in Eukaryota, Metazoa, Arthropoda, Insecta, Lepidoptera, Papilionidae.
AUGAGUUGGCAGCGGAAGGAUCGAGUUCCCGGCUUAUCGGAACCAAGCCCAUGGCUCCAGUCGCCAGCUCACGGCAUUGGAAAGACAUCAUGCCAACCUGCUUGCUGCCUACUGCAACGAGGAUUGGGUCUCCUGACUGAUUCCAAACAGCUGAUCCAGGGUUUCUCACUCAACUUUGCAACCGAGGUACCGAGACUAUCGGAGAGACCAUUCUGUAGAUUCUGCGGUGAUGAUGAUUCGGGAACAGGAAGAGCCCAAUCGAGGAAACACAGAUUCUUAGGC